AUGGUUAACCUUGACAACAUCACCGUGCCUUAUAAGGAAGUGUGGCAUGGCUAUCGAUUCCGUGAACUAUCCUUCUUCUGGGAUGAAGAGAGAGAGAGCUGUUUGCCAACUUGUUGCCCAAAUUGUUCGAACAUAAUAUCGCUGGAUGAAAUGGUUGAAGCUUCUGAUGAGAACAGACUUCUACCUGAUGAUUAUGUCAAAUUAUCAUGUACCGAAUGUUCAUUUGAAUUUGUACACGUUGUACAAAUGGUAAAGGGAAAUAAACUAAACCAAGCUUUCAUUUUUCAUGAUGGCUUUAAUGCUUUUAACAGAACAUCUAGAGGAAUAGCUGCAUUGCAUAUUAGCAAUGCAUGCACAAGAAAGGAGAUGAGACUCCAUGGAAGAAAUCUUCGUGUGCACAGCUUUAUAUCUUCACAUUUACUGAAUGAAGGUAUCCCGCACAAGAUCUAUGCUUUCCAUCAGCCUUUGAUUGAUGAAAUAAAUUAA
Molecule: messenger RNA, 486 nt
Organism: Paramuricea clavata
Lineage: Eukaryota; Metazoa; Cnidaria; Anthozoa; Malacalcyonacea; Plexauridae
Source: the annotation of a GenBank genome assembly